Messenger RNA from Malurus melanocephalus (red-backed fairy wren), 1667 nucleotides. RefSeq names its product mas-related G-protein coupled receptor member H-like. Gene Ontology annotation, cellular component: membrane. Bases 355 to 1272 code for a protein of 305 amino acids. The transcript has 2 exons. Gene Ontology annotation, biological process: G protein-coupled receptor signaling pathway. Gene Ontology annotation, molecular function: G protein-coupled receptor activity. The record is from RefSeq and is a predicted model, not a curated record. NCBI's taxonomy places the organism in Eukaryota, Metazoa, Chordata, Aves, Passeriformes, Maluridae.
AAAAAAAAAAAAGAAAGGUAAACAAUCCCAAGGAAGUGGAGUUCUGAUGAAGCCAAAGAUGCAAUUUCUGACUCUGCUGAGUCUCAGAGAGCAACACCAGCACAGCAGAUCGAUAUUCUUCUUCGUGUUAUGGACCUUGGAGGAUCCACUUCAGGAUAAGGAUACAAAACAAGCAAGAGGUACCAGGAAGCACCGCUGAUCCGGACAGACACCCUUUGCCUGCUGCUGCCCCACACUCAACAGGGAGCUGCUGAGGAGCUGCAUGCUCCAUCCUGGGAUUCUCUGAGCACUGACUGCCCAUCCACUGUGACCACAGCUGGGUGACACAUCCCACUGCCUGCCCACUGUCCAUCCAUGAACAUGAGCACUGUGUCUCCACUGCCCAACUCAACCACUGAAAGAUAUGAUCCAUGUAAGUUGGAUGACGCUAAGGUGACCAUGUCACUUGUCACAUUGCUCGUCUGCCUCUGUGGUCUGGCUGGGAACGGGGUUGUCCUCUGCCUCCUUGGAUUCUCCAGCCGCAGCAAACCCAUCACUGUCUACAUCUUCCACAUGGCCAUCACUGACUCGGCUUUUCUCCUCCUCAUCAUCAUUGGCACCCUCCUGGUGAGGGAGAUACCCUGCUUCCGUAACAUGCCCAUGAAGUAUGCAGCGUUGCUUGAGCAGCUGUUUCUGUUCUUCUACGACCUGGGGCUGUACCUGCUCACAGCCAUCAGCUUCAACAGGUGCAGGUCCAUCUUCUGCCCUCUCCGCUGCCACUGCCAGCGUUCCCAGCACCAGUCGAUGGUGGUGAGUGCCAUGCAAGGAGCCAUCUCCAUCGCUGUCAUUCCCACGCUGACUUCGCUGUUCCUGAACCCGGAGAGUGAUGCGUUCCGUAUGAUUUCCAGCAUCAUGCAUUACAUAAGCUUUCUCUUCUGGGCUUCCUCCAUGGUCAUGUCCAGCAUAUCCCUCUUCUGUAAGUCCAAGUGUGCUUCCCAGCAGCAGCAGAAACACAAGAGGCUCGACAUCACUGUCUUCCUCAUGGUGCUCUUUGCUCUGCCUCCAUACCUCUGCAUUUCCCACCGUCUGCCAGUGAACUCUCUGUACACCGAGAUUAUUUUCCUGCUCACCUGCAUCCACUGCACCAUCAAAUUCGUCAUCUACUUCUCCGUGGGGAGCUGUGGGAGGCCCUGCUCUGUGGGGUCCCCACGGCUCUCCCUCCAGAGGGUUUUGGGGGAGCCAGAAGAAAACACCGCCAGCAGCACCGAUGCCAGCACAGACACGGUGGUCUGAGCCUGCAAGCAGCACAUUGGAGCAUGGCUUUCCUUUUUCCUCAUGGGUCCCAGAACACUCUCCGCCCAAAGAGAACCUUCCCAACAUGGCUGUGAUCCCAAAAAAACGCCUGACACCUGGUUCCUGUACCCCACUSCGGUCUGAUAUCAAUAAAGAGCAUCGUGAACCCUGAGCUGCCUUGGCCCCGUCUGCCAGCGCUUGCCGCCUUCCUCUGGCUCCUGCUGCCAGCCGGGAAUGGGGGUGGAGGGAGGGGACACAGCCAUGGCUUGUGCUCCCUGCAGCAAACAUGAUCCCCAGUGCCCAGAGCUGGGAUGGCAGYGGCACAGCCGGCAUGGACAGGAUGGCCCAGGGGCUCAGCAUUCCCCGCUGGCUGCUCUGGGAGUGUCACAGCAAAC